Haliotis rufescens (red abalone) is the source of this 3770-nucleotide messenger RNA. RefSeq names its product leishmanolysin-like peptidase 2. The transcript has 15 exons. Gene Ontology annotation, cellular component: membrane; cytoplasm. Lineage: Eukaryota; Metazoa; Mollusca; Gastropoda; Lepetellida; Haliotidae. The record is from RefSeq and is a predicted model, not a curated record. Gene Ontology annotation, molecular function: metalloendopeptidase activity. The coding region runs from base 136 to 1941 and encodes 601 amino acids. Gene Ontology annotation, biological process: cell adhesion; proteolysis.
UUCCGGUUUCAGAAAAGAAAGACUUGUUGUGUCCAAUUUGCAUGUUAUGACGCGGGAAAUACAACAAUCAGACGGACAAUGAUAUUUAAAACAAUAAGUUACGUUCACAAAAGUCUUAAAGAUGCUAGAUAGCGAAUGUGGACGUCACCCGUGCAGAAAAUGGCCAGUUUAUAUCAAAUACAGACACCCAGUUUCAAAGCCGAUACAGUGUUUUGCUUUGUUAUAAUUUUCAUAUUCAUAUGGCCGUCGGUGUAUAUGCAUUGUUGGCACGAUUUUGUGCAGGAGGAUAUUGUCGAUUCUACAUAUCUUGAAUAUGAAAAUGACCAAGAUUUAUCAUUUCACCCGGGGAAUUAUGAUAUAGGUCGAAACAAAAGAGCAUCCAAGAAUCAAUACAAAUCAAUUAGGAUAAAACCCUAUUUUGAAAAGGGCCUUUUUGGAGAUGAAGUCGAUGCUUUGAAAGAUAUCAUAGACAGAGCAAUACAAAAAACAAGUCAAAUUCUAUCAGUCAAACCCGUGGUGGGACCUCUCCUGCUGUCAAGGACACCAUGCACCAAAACAUGGCCAUCAGGAAUCAACAAGGGAAAGUGUUCCCAACUCGAUGGCAUAAAACAAGACUAUUGCAUGGAUUAUUUCAAGAUACCAAAAUCCCAUUUGAGGGGUUACUCCGUCUACAGUGGAAAGAGCCAGUCUGUACCAUCCCACCACGAACCUGAUGGUGCCGGUAUAGAGAAGGCGGACUAUGUUCUGUAUGUCACUGCACAGAUCACCAGUGUCUGUACUGGCUCUGGAGACACUGUGUUAGCUUAUGCGUCCUACUGCCGAGUGGACCAGACGGACCGUCCUGUGGCUGGACAUGUCAACUUCUGCCCAUCAACACUCAGAAGAUUUGGCUUCAACAAAGAAAAGAUAUAUUGGAGUGCUCUGCAUGAAAUAUUCCAUGCCCUGGGUUUUUCAAAGAAGCUCUUCAAUAAAUACAGAAAAUGCAAUGAAAAUGGCCUGAACUGUACCGUCCAUCCCUCGCCAGUUCUCCGUCUUGAAGAUAACGUUAUGCGGCUGGUGACACCACAAGUUAAAAGAAUAGCUCAAGAACAUUUCCAUUGUCUGGAUAAGACAGAUUAUGGAGGGCCGAUGGAUAUCAGAAACACGUCCCACUGGGACUCUCGUACAAUGCAGGGAUCAAUAAUGGCUGCCAAGCAAGGCAUGCCUCACCUGACUUUCAUUGACUCGAUCACCCUUGCCCUGUUUGAGGACUCGGGGUGGUAUAAGGUGGACUACAGUCAGGCUGAUGUGUAUCUGUGGGGGCGAGGGGCUGGGUGUAGCUUUGGACUCCCUUCCCAUUGUAAAUAUGAAGUGGAAUAUUUCUGUCAGCAACGGGCCCCUGGGUGUCACUUCCUGCACUGGGACAAAGCAAAAUGUAGCACCAACCCACAUCUCACCCCCUGCCGAGUGUUCGAGUCCGAGCCAGGGGAUGAGUGUUGGAAGGUGCCCUCAACAGAUCCGUCCAACAUCACGCUGGAGGUGUUCUCUAAGGACAGCCGAUGUUUUCUCUCAAAUAUCUCAAAGUCUGAGGGAGCCCCACCAGUCCUCACACCCAGAUGUUUCCACGCCCACUGUUACGACAGGAACCUCAUGGUCAGGGUCGAUAACUCCAGCUGGAUGCGUUGUCCACCGGGGACACUGCUGCAGAUUCCUGGUUAUGUGGGCUCGGUGAAAUGCCCAAGUCAUGCAGCACGCAUCUGUUCCAGUGUACCUCGACCUCUCACCAGCACACAAGCAACGACCACAACACAGAUUGCUCACACAGUGCCCUACAUCACUCACAGGGCCAGCACCACUGCGGAAAACUCCGGCCAGUCUUCCUCUGGUACACUCUGCUCAAGCGCCACUGUUGCCGCCAUCAUCCUCGUCUCCCUGCAGCUCCUCCACACACUUCCCAGAUAGGCUGCUGCCGCCACCACCACCGCCGCCAUCAUGGCUGGGCUUCCAUCGGCAACUGGCUGACAGUGUCUUAGAUACAUGUUUUGUAUAGAUAGUUGAGUUAUCCAACUAGAAUUGACUGGUUAGUGAAUAUUUUCCCAUCUGUUUCUAACAACAGAUUCAAGUUUUAGGUUGUAAAUUUCAGCAGAAGGUAACUUGAAGUGUGGAUACAGUCAUUUGCUAUAGGACAAUAAUAUGCUUGUUUGUAUUGUCUAAUAUUUAUUUCAAAUUGCAUUGAAUGUCUGUAUUUGUAAUUGAAUAGAUACAAAAUAAUUGUAAGACUUUUUUGUUAAUUGAACAAGGUGAACAAAACAUAGGGCAUUAUAUUGGCUGACUACGAGGGUCCCUUUUAAUUGAUGUUAUGAUACAUUUUAUGUAGUCCAUCUCAGCAAACUGCUCAGCUAAAUGAACCUAUGUUCACACAAAAGCUUGCCAGUUCAUGUCAGUUCAUGUGGUUCCAGGCUUAAAAAAAUAGCAUACUGUUUUUUGUUUUGAAUUUAUAUUUAAUAGGGAACUUGAGUCACCUUGUGGCUCAAUACCCCACCUGGGUACAAGUGUAAAGCCUAGUCCUUUUAUCUUUUGGUGUGAUAUGGCUUGAAAUGUGAAGAAAGCAGUGUAAAAACAUAUUCAAUCACUCUUAAUUUUGUGGCAGUGAAAAUAUUCUUCCACAAUUCAUGGCCUGGAAAACUUGAAACAUCUUCAGCUAUUGCAGUCAAUGUUGUGACAUUCUAUGACUCUACAGUGUGAAUGUUUAUCAUGCUCAUGUGAUUCAAGUUUAUUCAAUACAUCACAAUUGGGAUUUGGUUAAGACAUGUACCAAUAGGGUCAUAAAGCUAAAACGUGUGACCAAGAUUUGUGCCAUAAGCGUCUCAAGUCCAGUGACGACUAUUGAGACAGCCAACUGAUCUAGUUGCCUAAACAACAAUGUCCAUAUUGCACAACUGUGUUAACUUGUCUGUUACUUAGACGGGUGCUGAGAACGUGUUUUUGCACCACAAAAUAUUUCUCUCUUUUUACAAAGCUUCUGCUGAUUCUUAUAUUUGCCUCUUAAAAUUGCUUCAGAUAUUUCCCACUGUGAUUCUUGAGAUAACUUUCUCUAUCCCUGGGACCAAGGGACCCAAUGUUGUUGAUUGAGUAAACGUCAAUUAUCAAUUUCUUCUUCAAAACCAAUGGUAAAAUGGUAACUGUUUUUCCUGAUGCUGUUAUUAUUUCAACAUGAAAUGCUUGAUAUUAAUUGAUUGUAUACAAAAUUAGGAUUGGCACAUAGAGCUACUGGACCAGCCCUUAUAUACUACUCAAAAGUUAAAGAUCACCCAUGACAUGACAGAUCAACUAUAGUCAUAUGAGAAAAUUGGGUGUUCUUGAACUUUUUUUGAGUAGUAUAUGUUAUUACAAUCUGAUCCCGCUGGGAUUCCAGGUUGAAAUAGGUCCCCAGUAACAUUGUCAUAUGUGGUGACUGAAUGGAUGGGGUGGUCAACUUAGCUUGAUUGUAUGCCAUCAUACCCUGCCUACCUGGGACAAAGCUAAUGGUAUCUGUCGCUGGUGGUUUGGUCCAGACUUCAUUAUUUACGGGCCACCGUCAUACAGCUGGAAUAUUGUGGCAUAAAACAACAACCACACGAACACAUCUUGCAAUCAGCGAUAAUGAAUAACAGUACAUAGGCCAUGUAGAUAAUAAGUGAAAGUGCACAAUGCUUGAUCUCUUAUUGAAGCACAUUUACCAGAACAACUGCCACUACAAAGUACGAAUGAGCUAGUUUUCAAGACUACAUCAGGAUCAAUGUUUGCAACGA